UUGUUCUGUAAUCUUCAGAGUAGACGUGCAAAAUGCCGCCGAACGUUGUUGAACCAACUUUCUCUGCCGAGCCCGAAAUUGGUGUUGCAAGUAAAAGUCAGGUUCCAGCAAAGCCUCAAGAGGGAAUCAAUUAUAAUUUGUACAUAUUUAGUACUACGUUAAAUCUCAUAGCUCAUAUAUUGAUCGGUGUUGUCGUGGGUGUUGCGGUGUUGUUUUCAUUGAGGAAUGGUUUGCCUAUGGGAGCGACAUCUAUGCAUGUUAUUCUGUGCGUUAUUGGGCACCAAUUACUUAUGGCGGAAUCUAUACUUAGUCUUUAUUCUGAGAACGGUUGGUCUACAAAAUUGAGACUGGUCGACAAACGUCGUGCUCAUUGGAUUCUACAAAUUCUGGGUUCGGGAAUAGCUCUGGCAGGAAAUUUUAUCAAGAUUAUAGACAAAAAUGUCCACUGGAACACGUACCAUGGACAAUUCGCGUUGGUGGCAAUUGUCUUCACCGUCGCCAGUUUAGUGAAUGGUUUGACGUCAUUAUACGCAUACGAGUGGCGUAGACUAUUCAACGGCACUAUCUCCAAACUGACGCACAUUUGCUUCGGAAUCGUUGCAUUCGCCGCUUCCAGCAUCAGUCUCUGUUAUGGAUUUGAUAAAUUCUUCUUCAGAAUUUGGGCAACACAUCCCUUCACUGAUGCACUGAUUGCCUUCACCGGCAUCUUCACUUUUAUAGUUAUUAUCAACCCUUUUAUUACAUUCUACUCAAAAACAAUGAAUGCUAUAAGAAAAUAAGUUUAAAAAUGAUUAGGCGAAGUUUUAUCAUUGUAUAUUUUAUAUAUUCUUCAGACACUUAAAAUUAUUUUGUUUUAUUGUAUAACAUUCAUUUACAUCACCUGAAAGAACAAUGUUUCUAUCUACAAACAUAAUGGAUCAUUUUCUCGUAGCUUUUGUUUCAUUAUAGCGCCAUCUAGUUAAAAAUUGAGAAACAUUGUUUAUUAAAUUAAAACUACUAUGUAUACGGUUCUUUCUAUAAACAUGUACCAGAAAAAUAAUAGAAUCUCACCAUCAUUCAUUAUUACUUCCAGAAUGACAGUAAAUUCCAAAUUUAGAACCGAACGUGUAAUAUAAAAAUGUUAAUUAAAGAGAGAAAAUUUUCAGCGUAUUCGUAUGUUAUCCGUCAAAAGUAAUCCGUGAUCGAAUAGCAUUUGAUUUUAUAACUCGUGUUUGAUAUCAUUUGAUAAUAUUAAUACCACUUUUUAUCAGCUGUCACCCAAAAAUGUAUUUUGUAUUUAUUUGACGAAUUUGUACAAUAUUUUAGUGUCGAAAAUAACUUCGAGAAUAAACAGCAUUACAAUAUUUAGCGCGAUAAUAUAUGAUGCAUUAAAAUAUCGUGUACUUUAAGUUAAGAAAAAAAUAAGUGAAGUCAUCUUGUACAACUUAUUUAACUUUGAUUGUUAACAGUUCCAAAUAUUUAUUAAGAAAAAAUGUUAUGUUUUGUUUUUAAAGUAUAAGGUGGAAAACGAACAGGCGACAACCUGAAUUCGCAAAAAUGGCAACGAAUUUAUCAUGUUGUAGUUUUUUAAUUUUACUUUGUUACACUGAAUAAACUUUCUUUCUUACUC
Molecule: messenger RNA, 1609 nt
Organism: Papilio polytes (common Mormon)
Lineage: Eukaryota; Metazoa; Arthropoda; Insecta; Lepidoptera; Papilionidae
Exons: 3
Coding region: 33-779 (248 amino acids)
Molecular function (GO): transmembrane monodehydroascorbate reductase activity
Source: RefSeq, a predicted model, not a curated record